CGCAAAGUCACACGAAUACACGUUUAGUGUGGUGCUGUAUGUUAAUGUAUCACUGUAUGUUUCUGUUUUACCCUCACUCUCGUUUCAAAAGAGUCCAGUGACAGAUUGUUUGGUCCUUCUCCUCACAAACUCUGGUUGCAAAAGAUGGCUUUACCCAGUGCUGACUGAUUUCUGAAACGCAGAUGACCACUUGGGGGGAUGGAGGCUUUACUGGGGAGAGCAAAAAGUGGAUUAUGGUCUCCAGCCUGAGGGAAGAGGGGGGCGACUGCACCUGAACAACAGGACGCGAAUGCCGCAUCAGUCUCGGGCUGUGCCAGCCGCGCUCUGGGAAUGGAUACCGGCAGUUUCCUGGCGGGGACAUGCUUUCUCCUGCUGUCGCUCAAUGGGUUCAUCUCCUGCUCGCCGGCGACAAGCUUUUGUCCCGACCGCUGCGAUUGUCAGCACCCGCAGCACCUAAUGUGCACCAACCGCGGGUUGCGCACUGUGCCCAAACCCGCCCUGCGGGUGCCCGAGGAGGUGCUGAUCUUCAGCCUUGGGGGUAACUUCAUCGGUAACAUCUCUGCCUUCGACUUCACACGGUACAGUGACCUUGUAAGGUUAAAUUUACAGUACAAUCAAAUACAAACUAUUCACUCCAAAGCAUUUGAGAAACUCUCCAAGCUAGAAGAGCUGUACUUGGGACAUAAUCUUUUAUCUAAUGUACCUGCUGGAACUCUACAGCCCUUGAGGAGAUUAACUAUUCUCUAUGGAAAUAAUAAUUACAUUAAAAAAAUUACACCAGAGCUCUUUGCCAACUUGGAUAAUCUCGUCAAAUUGCGCCUAGAUGGCAACUCAAUAGAAGUUCUGCAGGACUCUGUUUUCAAAAGUUUGACCAGUCUACAUUAUCUCCACCUAGAAUCCAACAAACUGCAGCAUAUUCACAGAAACGCCUUCUCUAAACUAGCCAACCUGCGCUUUCUAAACCUGGCCCACAACAAGCAGUCAGCCGUGCGCAAUGUCCUCACUUUUUCCCAACUCAAAGCUUUGACAACUUUGCUGCUGUCUGAAAAUGAGAUCCAACACAUUGGAAACCACGUCUUCCAAAACCUGAGAAAGCUGUCCAAACUGUCCCUGAGCAACAACAGGAUCUCCCGUCUGGACAGCAGGGCUCUGAAGGGGCUGUCGAGCCUCAGAGAACUGCUGAUUGACGGCAACGGACUGGAGGAAAUCCCCGCCGGUCUCCUCGAUCCUCUGGAGCAAAUAGAGGAGCUGGACUUCAGUCGCAACCGUAUUUCCAACGUGGACUCUUUGGCUUUUACGCAGCUUAAGCACCUGAGAGUGCUGAAGCUGAAGAACAACUUUCUCACCAGUCUGUCUGGUGACAUUUUUGCCCUCAACAACGUGCUUUACGACCUGGAUCUCCACGGCAACAACUGGACGUGCGACUGUCGCCUGGAGGAGCUGAAGAGAUGGAUGACUGCUGCACAUUCUCAGGGCAAAUUGUUGACUGUUUUUGUGCAAUGUCAUCACCCUGCAACUCUGAGGGGGAAAUAUCUGGACUAUGUGAACAGCUCCCAGCUGCAGCCCCUCGGGAACUGGACCCACUUGUGUCGGAGCCAAGCUGGGCCUGAGGAGAGUCGGGGAGGGGGUGUACUGGUAAAAGUGGAGGGAAAAGAAAUAACAGAUGCAAUAAAGGAGGAGGAGAGAGGUGGAGAAGGUCAGGUGGAAGAGUCAGAAGGUGUAGAUUUUAGACAGGGAAACAGGGGUGGGGUGAUGUUGAGCAAAGAAGCAGAAAAAUGGAGAAAAGAGGGACAGGAAGAGGUGGGAAUCCAGGGAGACCAGGGGGGUCCAGAGGUGGCAGAACCCUCCUCCUCACUGGACAGAAAGAAACCAAAAAAGGAGUCACUCAGUCCAAGGUCACGACCUGCAGCAGAGGCAGCUGGGAAAAGAGCCAAAGGGAGACGAAGGUCAAAUGUCAUUUUCAGAACGGAUCCACCAGCCAUUUCCACAUCAAGUCGCAGAAACCCUAUUGAUUUAAACACAGUGCCAACCACAACUUCGUCUGGGCAGUCAGGAGAAAAGUUUGAUCUUUUCAGGUCAGAUCAGGAGGAGGCUCUGCCUGUAAUCACAGAUCCAUGUGUGUUCAACCGCCAUUUCAUCACCAAUGUUUCAGUGGAUCAAGUGACAUCUAGUACUGUCACCGUCUACUGGACCACAAGGGAUCAUCACCGCUACACGCCAGGACUUGGGCCGGGUCUGGACGAAGUCCACUACCGGAUUCUGUUUGACCGGUUUGGCGCUCCAGAUCGCUUCCCCCGUUACGUUUAUGCCCGCGGCACAGCUCGCUCUGUGACCCUUCGAGAACUCAGCUCAGACUUGACCUACAUGGUCUGUGUGGAAGGAGUAGUCGGAGGAUCUGUUUGCCAAGUCGCCCCUCGGGACCACUGCGCAGGAUUGGUCACUCUCCCUGAGGUAUUCAGUGGUGGAGGCACGCUGACCUCUGACCUCCAGCUGGCGACAGUGGCGACACUGGCCGGAAACGCCGUGCUGCUGCUCGUCAUUGGUGGAGUCUGGCUGGGGCGGAGCUUGAAGAGGAGGCUGCAGAGGAGGAAGUCGGCCGUGCAUGUGCGCCACAUGUACUCCACCAGGCGCCCGUUUCGUCCCACCAUGGCGUCUACCUCUGUGUCCACUGACUUCACCAGCUACCAAACCAGUCGUCCAGCGCGACUUGCACCUCUAGAGGAGGGGGAUCUCAUUGAGUUCCCCUGUGACCGCUUUCUGGACAACAGCAGCGGUCGUAGAGACAGUGACAUGCAGAGAUUCUCCGACUAGAACUAUGAAAACCCUAAGAAAUGUUGACACUGUACAGCUUUUAGAAUCCAAAAACUACCAAGUCCUCUUAGUUGACACAGAGCAGUAUCACAUUGUGGCUCUGAACAAUCCCCCACCGCUUUUUAUUUGACCACAAGAAAACUGUUCUAGUGACAAUAGAACAGCUGAGCUCACCAAGGCCUUUUCAGACACCAGGGGAAGUCCAGUACCUCUGACUUCCUCUUCUUGCUUUGUGCCUUUCCUUCUUUCAUUUCCUCGCACCUGUGAGUGUUUCUAAAUGUGUCAUUUGCUGUGAGUGCAAGUGUGUAUUCAUGAAUGAUGGACCACUGAUUUCAACUAUGGUGCUAAUUUUAUGUUCAUAGACAUCAUAUCGUCUCAUAUUUGUACAGUAUGUAAUGAUGGCUGCUGGUUGGCAGGAAAAAAAAAAGCCCUUGUUUUGUAUCACAUCUAUUAUGUUUUAUACUUUUAUACAGAACUUUGUAUAAUUUUGCUUUACACAAAGAAGUAAA
Xiphias gladius (swordfish) is the source of this 3320-nucleotide messenger RNA. It is a transcript of the gene tril, whose product is annotated as TLR4 interactor with leucine-rich repeats. The coding region runs from base 331 to 2811 and encodes 826 amino acids. NCBI's taxonomy places the organism in Eukaryota, Metazoa, Chordata, Actinopteri, Istiophoriformes, Xiphiidae. Gene Ontology annotation, molecular function: cell-cell adhesion mediator activity. Gene Ontology annotation, cellular component: plasma membrane; glutamatergic synapse; postsynaptic density membrane. The transcript is spliced from 4 exons. Gene Ontology annotation, biological process: modulation of chemical synaptic transmission; regulation of axonogenesis; synaptic membrane adhesion. The record is from RefSeq and is a predicted model, not a curated record.